This is a messenger RNA of Nicotiana tabacum (common tobacco), 995 nucleotides long. The record is from RefSeq and is a predicted model, not a curated record. NCBI's taxonomy places the organism in Eukaryota, Viridiplantae, Streptophyta, Magnoliopsida, Solanales, Solanaceae.
UGCUUCGGGUACCGAAAAGCCCACGUUGAAAGAUCCCUUUCUCGUCAUGGAUUCCUCGCCUUUUUUCUACUAUUUCUAUUCUAUUCUCCCACUCUCUUUCUUUAACGUGUGUGAUUGUGUGAUCUUUCACACCACAUGAAACUGGUGAGCGAUACAUAUCUAUGCUUCUCUCUCUGUUUGGGUCAAAGUUAUAAUCUGAUUGAAAAUCCCAUCCCUUCUGUUUCAGAAACUGUGGGUCUCAGGUGCUAAGGCUACAAAGGGUGGUUGGUUUUUUACCAGCUGCCAUGGACAAUUCUUCCUUUGAGGGUUUUGCAUUUGAUCCAUCUAAGUGCAGUAAAUUGAGUAUGAAGGAAAAGAGGGAAUUAGUUUAUGAAUUAUCAAAGCGGUCACAUGGUGCCCCUGAAAUGCUGCAAUCUUGGAGCCGUCAGGAGAUUUUGCAGAUAUUGUGUGCAGAGAUGGGAAAAGAAAGGAAGUAUACUGGACUGACAAAAUUAAAAAUAAUAGAAAACCUUCUGAAAAUUGUAUCUGAGAAGAAUUCACUGGAGCAUGGAAGUACAUCUAAUCUUGAAAUGCAGCCUUCAUCAGAGAGUGGUCAGAGGAGUUCCAAGAGGCAGAGGAAAGCUGAGCAUCCAAGUCGUUUUCCUAUUGAGGCUAAUAAUUCUUCAACAACAAAUGUUAAUAAUAGUUUAGACAAUGUUGUGUACUGCAAAAAUUUGGCUUGCAGAGCUAAAUUAAGUUGCGAAGAUGCAUUUUGCAAAAGGUGUUCAUGUUGUAUUUGCCGUAACUAUGAUGACAACAAGGACCCUAGUCUAUGGUUGAUUUGCAGCUCAGAGCCUCCUUUUCAAGGGGAUUCAUGUGGUAUGUCAUGUCACCUUGAGUGUGCCAUUAAGCAUGGAGAAUCUGGUAUUGCAACUGAUAAAUUAGACGAGGGCAAUAAUGGAAUCUUUUAUUGUGUAUCCUGUGGAAAACCUAAUGAUCUACUCAGGUAACUCUUU